AUGCAAACACAGAUGUGGUUUGGUGCCAUUGGCAAAGGCAAAAAAUCUUUCAACAAUCACCAAUGUUGGGAGGUUGUGAAAAAUUGUUUGGGAUUUAAAAUUAUUCUCACAGGUCUGACCGUUGUGUUGAAUGAGAUGCUGCUCCACAAUUCAUCGGCAUCAGAUUCCCUGUUGGGGUCCCCAAUGAAUACAGAUUCACCAAUCCAAAAGGAGCCGAGGCCUAUUGGGAGAAAGGCGGCAAAUGCUAAGAGAGGGAGUAAUUCGACAAAUGAAUGUACAGAAUUUUUGGAGCAAAUUGCUCUCAACUGCGUAAUGAGAAUUGAGAGAGACAUGAAAAGAGAUGCGGAUGACAAGGCAAGGGAUGAAGCAUUUACAAGAGAGAAGGAGUACGCACACAAACACGACAUGGAUAAGAAGGAUCGGGAAACCAUGGCUAUGGAUACGAGCAAUAUGUCUCAUGAAACAAAGUCAUUUUGGAAGCUAGAACAAAGGGAUGUUAUGAGAAGAAGACUUUUCUGUGACGAUGGACCUGGCAACACAUAUUGGUUAAAUGAUGAAAACCAUUAG
This is a messenger RNA of Prunus armeniaca (apricot), 567 nucleotides long. NCBI's taxonomy places the organism in Eukaryota, Viridiplantae, Streptophyta, Magnoliopsida, Rosales, Rosaceae. The record is from the annotation of a GenBank genome assembly.